This is a messenger RNA of Impatiens glandulifera, 2038 nucleotides long. Its product is annotated as alkaline/neutral invertase E, chloroplastic-like. Lineage: Eukaryota; Viridiplantae; Streptophyta; Magnoliopsida; Ericales; Balsaminaceae. Gene Ontology annotation, molecular function: sucrose alpha-glucosidase activity; endo-alpha-N-acetylgalactosaminidase activity. Gene Ontology annotation, biological process: sucrose catabolic process. Gene Ontology annotation, cellular component: chloroplast. The transcript has 6 exons. The coding region runs from base 45 to 1829 and encodes 594 amino acids. The record is from RefSeq and is a predicted model, not a curated record.
UAGGUUUAAUUCAUCAUCCUUGAUCAUUCUCAAGCAAUACGCGCAUGGCGAUGGCCAAUCCAGAAACCCUUCUUCGUGUUCUGUCUGGGCAAGUGUCUACAACUUCAUAUUCAGGUAAAUGCUUUACCAAAUUGAAUUCCACGAAUCUCCUCCCUAGAUCGUGUAAUCUUCAUAAGAAGAAGACAAAGUCCGCAAGGCAUCACACCAAUUCGAUUAGACGAGGUAGUUAUUGUUGUCACAAUUCUAACAAUGGUAACGGGCCGACUGCUAACGAUGGAACAAAGAAUGAGAACAAUCGAAAACAUCAAGGAGAACAGUCGAAAACAUCUUCUUCUUCUUCUUGUCGGCUGAGAAUUGAUUCUAUGGAAGAAGAAGCAUGGGAAUUACUUAGGGAAUCUGUCGUUUAUUAUUGCGGAAAUCCAGUCGGUACAAUUGCUGCGCAGGAUCCGACGUGUUCUAGUGUACUUAAUUACGAUCAGGUCUUCAUACGCGAUUUUAUACCUUCUGGGUUGGCAUUCCUAUUGAUGGGAGAGUACGAUAUCGUUAGAAACUUCAUUCUUCACACAUUACAGCUUCAGAGCUGGGAGAAAACAAUGGAUUGUCAUAGUCCUGGUCAAGGAUUGAUGCCUGCGAGUUUCAAGGUUCGUUCAGUAACCCUAGAUGGAGAUGAUUCGGCAGUUAAAGAAGUGCUUGACCCUGAUUUUGGAGAGGCGGCUAUAGGUCGUGUUGCACCAGUUGAUUCAGGUCUGUGGUGGAUUAUACUGUUACGAGCAUAUGGGAAAUCCUCUGGAGAUUUCUCAGUUCAAGAGAGGGUUGAUGUUCAAACUGGAAUUAAGAUGAUUCUUCGGUUAUGUCUUGCUGAUGGUUUUGACAUGUUUCCUACUUUGCUUGUGACCGAUGGCUCUUGUAUGAUUGAUCGUCGCCUGGGAAUUCAUGGCCACCCUUUGGAAAUUCAGGCACUAUUCUAUUCAGCAUUACUCUGUGCAAGAGAAAUGCUCGCACCAGACGAAAGCUCAGCCAGCCUUACACGGGCACUAAACGAUCGCCUAGUUUCUUUAUCAUUUCACUUGCGCGAGUAUUAUUGGAUUGACAUGAAAAAACUCAAUGAGAUAUAUCGUUACAAUACUGAAGAAUACUCGUACGAUGCGGUUAACAAGUUCAACAUCUAUCCAGAGCAGAUUCCUCCAUGGCUGGUGGAAUGGAUGCCAAACAAAGGAGGCUAUUUUAUUGGAAAUUUGCAACCUGCUCAUAUGGAUUUCCGUUUCUUUUCUCUUGGUAAUAUGUGGUCCAUCAUAAGUGGCCUUUGCACCAAAGAUCAAUCGCACGCUAUAUUAGAUCUUGUUGAGACAAAAUGGGAGGAUCUGGUUGCUGACAUGCCUUUGAAGAUAUGUUAUCCUGCUCUUGAAGGUAAAGAGUGGCAGAUUAUAACAGGAAGCGACCCAAAGAAUACGCCUUGGUCUUAUCAUAAUGGAGGGUCCUGGCCAACUUUGCUCUGGCAGCUGACCGUAGCUUGCAUCAAGAUGAACAGGCCAGAAAUUGCAGCGAAAGCAGUUGCGGUUGCAGAGAAGCGUUUGUCAAUAGACAAAUGGCCGGAGUAUUUCGACACUAGGAAAGGAAGAUUCAUUGGGAAACAGUCGAGGCUUCUCCAAACAUGGUCCAUCGCAGGAUACCUUGUGGCGAAAUCCCUGUUGGCAAAUCCAACGGCUGCCAAGAUUCUAAUAACUGACGAAGAUUCAGAGCUCGUGAAUGCUUUCUCCUGCAUGAUCACUGCUAAUCCUAGGCGUAAAAGGGGACCAAGGAGUUCAACUGAUCAAAUUCACCUAGUAUGAUCAAGUAUGAACUUCUCUCUUUCUUGCAUUUUUUUCUUACAUAUUUAUUCUGAAACAUAAAAAAAAAAACCUUUUCCUAUGAAGAUAAGUAAUAAGCUGAUAUUUUAAAAAACUAGCUUAUUCAUGUAAAGUUGUAUUCUAGAAACAUAUAUAUGUCUGUUAUUGUAUAUAAUCCAUUCAUUCAUUAAUGGAACCAGUUUCAAAGAAAC